Molecule: messenger RNA, 1027 nt
Organism: Felis catus (domestic cat)
Lineage: Eukaryota; Metazoa; Chordata; Mammalia; Carnivora; Felidae
Gene: NINJ2
Product: ninjurin 2
Exons: 4
Coding region: 39-611 (190 amino acids)
Biological process (GO): cell adhesion; tissue regeneration
Cellular component (GO): membrane
Source: RefSeq, a predicted model, not a curated record
AGGGGCUGAGCCCAGGACAGGCAUCCCACAUCAGAUGGAUGAAUAGCAGGUCUGUCCUGCCAGCUGUGUGCUCUCUCCCACCCAAAGAAAGCAGUAGAGACUCAGACAGCAAAGCCUGGAGUUGCCCACGCAGUCUGUUACCAGCACCAGAGUGUGUGAAGGCACUUGAGGGCAGCAAGAUGGAAUCAGAGAGAGAAAUCAUCGACCUCCAACCUGGGAACCCCAACCCCAGGGGCAGCCAGCCCAUCAACCUGAACCACUAUGCCACCAAGAAGAGCGUGGCCGAGAGCAUGCUGGACGUGGCGCUCUUCGUGUCCAACGCCACGCGGCUGAAAGCGGUGCUGGAGCAGGGGCCCUCCGCCCACUACUACACCACCCUCGUCACCCUCAUCAGCAUCUCUCUGCUCCUGCUCGUGGUCAUUGGCAUCCUGCUUGUGGUCAUCGCGCGGCUGAACCUCAAUGAAGUAGAAAAGCAAUGGCAGCUCAACCAGCUCAACAACGCCGCCACCACCCUGGUCUUCAUCACUGUCAUCAUCAACGUCUUCAUUACAGCCUUCGGGGCACAGAAGACAGGCUUCCUGGCCGCCAGGACCUCAAGGAAUCCCCUCUGAACACAGCCUGAGAACCAGGUCCUGGCUCUGGAACUGCUUCCACCUUUCCUCCCUGAUCUGUUAGGCUGAUGGGCACUUUCCACAGCCCCUGGGAGAGCUCCAAAAAGGGCUGUGUAGAUGCCCUUGAUCCCUACCCACAGCAUCUGAAAUAAGAUGUACUAUUUUACUGGUCUAAGUGAAUCCCAUCUUGGUCUGGAGUCCUGAACUCAGACUGGGGUACUGCCAGUCUUUCUAGUAGCAUCUCCAGAAUCUAAGACAUGUCUAUCUAAGGUCAAGCCCGCCCAGCUUCAGGACUCUGGUUCUUACUCCACCUCAUUCCUUCCCCUCUGCCCCAUCCAUUUCCUCUGCUCCAGGCCUCAGUUUUCCCUUUCUGUAAAAUGGAAUGAUUUCUAUCUAUAAAGUUUUCUGCAAAUCCA